Molecule: messenger RNA, 4738 nt
Organism: Anguilla rostrata (American eel)
Lineage: Eukaryota; Metazoa; Chordata; Actinopteri; Anguilliformes; Anguillidae
Product: E3 ubiquitin-protein ligase RNF144B-like
Exons: 7
Coding region: 3316-4221 (301 amino acids)
Biological process (GO): ubiquitin-dependent protein catabolic process; protein polyubiquitination; positive regulation of proteasomal ubiquitin-dependent protein catabolic process
Cellular component (GO): mitochondrial membrane; ubiquitin ligase complex; cytoplasm
Molecular function (GO): ubiquitin conjugating enzyme binding; ubiquitin protein ligase activity; zinc ion binding
Source: RefSeq, a predicted model, not a curated record
ACCACAAGAUAAGGUUUUUAAAUAUAUAUAUAUUAAUACGACUCUGUGAUUUUGCUGAUUCUAGCCUGCGUGUGCUCGUGAAUUUGAAGCCAUAAAGAAGUGGAAACUAUAAACAGUCCAUUGUUUUAUUACACCAGAUAAAAAAGUCAACGUAAACAUAACUAGUUGCCUAUUUUAUUUAUUCUUGCCAUUUAAGAGAUGGGUGGGUGGGGACAAGGAUGUUAAAAAUACUAUUUAAAAGAACAAACGACUGCCAGCACUCAUUAAACCUGCACAGGACCUUGUAGUCGGCGCUGAGCUUUUUUUACUGUCCAUAACAAAAAUAUUUUGGUGCAAAAUUUGGACUUGAUAUAGCCUAAUUAUUUAUUUCCCUGAAGGUUUUGCCCCCUGAUUUCUGGACGACCUGCUAUGUUAUAGCUCUGUGCAGCACUGGAAUAAAUAUAUACCUUGUCUCACACUGUUGCCUUUAAUUUAAAUCUGUUGAAUAAGAAUAUUUAAAUUAGAAUAUUUAAAAUGGGAUAUACAGUAUGUUUUUAAAUUACUUUUGCUUGUGAAAUUUUAGUUACUUUUUCAAGCAAAUUGCAUGGCUUUUAUAUGGCCUCCUCGUAGUAACAUGAUUACAAUGCCUGGCAACUUGUGUGAGUUCAUUUUCAUCUUUUGUUUUUGUAGCAGACCUGGGCUGAAAUUGAAUUGAAACCUUAUCUCACAUAAACUCUGUGCAAAUGAAAAGCUGGCACCAUGCAGAGGUUCUUGCUGCGCUUAUCAGUUCCUUCACAGAGAUAAUUGGGACCUUGAUUUCAGAUGGGGCCAGGUUUUGGCACUGCUCCAAGCUUCUGUCCUUAUGAACAUAACAUUAUUCCUUUUUAGCACUGAGGACAAUUAGUGACUGUAUUGAAAACGAGCACCCUUCAGGCCUAGACAGGCCUAGACGGUUUUUAUGCACAUCAAUUCAUGUAAAAAAAUGAGAUGGUUCUGUUGUGUAGGACUGCAGUAUAUUAUUGGUCAGCUAAAUAAGCAAGCAACUUUCCAUUGGGGAAUUUUUAAUUGCCACUGAAUUGGCCACACAAGGAUUGCGCCAGAGCAGACUUCUCGGCUUGUAUACGCUAAACAGAAUGCAGCCAUGGUCUGCGCCCUUCAUUUCCAUACAAUGCUGCGCUACACUCUACCAUCCCUCCCAAGAGGAUCGUGACAGUGCGAAAAUAAGCACACACGUUCGGGCGUGAUUGCCCUUGUUUUGGCGCAUGUCGUAAAUUAAUGGCAGACAAGCAGGGCCCUGCGAAUGUAGAGCACCGCGGUAGCAUCAAUUUUUCCACAGCAUUGACUCGCCUCGGUGACAUGAGCAGCACGAACAUGUGCGGCUAACGUGCUGUUGACACUAUGAGGCCGAGUGUGGCUCUGGAUGCGCUUUAACUUUCACGGUUUCUCGUGACCCAGAAUUGCACCUGCGGCCCUCUUAAUCUAAUCCAUCUUAAUCUGAGAUUAUAGUUUUAUUCCACGUGCUUGGUGGGAUUGGAUCGCGGGGAAAUUGGCUGUGGACUCUAUCCCUUAAAUCAGUGGUGUCAAACUCAUGCCAUGGAGGGCCGUGUGUAUGCAGGUUUUCAUUCCAGCCUCAGAUCUUGAUUAUAUAAUUAGUUAAAUUAUUUGCUGAAUUAGGGAUGCAGGUUUGUGCACAAUGGUGCCCCGAUGUCUAUGGUGACCCGCAUUGUCUAAAUAAAAAUUUUCUUAUAUUCUGUGCUUCAAUGCAGUUAAACGCAUAUGGCUGAAUGAGUAAUUGGACUCAAUUAAGGCAGCAUUAAUUGGUUGGAAUGAAAACCUGCAUACACACGGACCUCCAUGGCACGAGUUUGACACCACUGCCUUAAAUGCAACAUCAUGUCCCCUCCCUUGUCGUAUCAUCCCAUCUAUAGGGCUUAACAACAGUUUGUUUGUGGGAGACCUCAUCCUGAUCUUGUUGGUUUGUGCAGAUUUGCCAUGCUGAAGUAGGCAUCGUCGAAACUCUGUGUGCUUUGUGGACUAUUGUUGAGACGAUAAGAUUUAUUGUGUGAGUGCUGGCCAUUUUGUUUCAGUUUUUGAAACUCAAUGUUUUGGGUAACCUUGGGCUUCAAGUAUAGCCAUAGAAACAAAACUUUAUGUUGGGGGUUGGGGACAUGUUAUUUCAAUUACUACGUGCACCGACACAACUUCAGAUGAACAAAACCUUGCACGUCUUUCAUAUGUGAAGGAGUGAGAAAGUCAAGCGAAAUUAUCAGGACCGUGGCACGUUCCCACUCAUUUGUUUCUACCUUGUUCCCAAGGCAAUAGAUAGUGUGGCCUGUCUGAGAAUACUCUUGAUGUGAAACUUGCGCGUAGGACCAACGCGUUGUUCUGGCAGCACCCAACUACAAAGUAAUGUGACCUUUCUGUUUAAAGGAGAAGCUUUUGAGUCGCUUGCAGAAGGCCACUUAUGCAUUCCUCUUUACAUUCACAGCUUCUCAGGAGCAAAUGCUAAUGCAGUUAAACAGGUAACUGUAACUGGGAUUGGUCUCCAAAUUUUGGGUGAACCUGGAAAAACAAUGCUUUGCAAAAAAUAAUCAGUCAGGUUGACUGUAAACCGACCCAACCCCAAUUUUUUACAUAUUCUUUUUGACAAUUGUUCAAGUAAUUAAUUCAGUUAGGUUCUGAGAAGAAUUGUUUUUUGGAAGGAAACCCUAAAUAUUUUAAGGCCCUUCAAUAAAGAAUAAUAUAAAGCAACACUCCUGGUAGUUGUUUUUUGAAGCACAUGCGCCCUUAAACAAUAGCUGUUAAAAUAGUUCAACAUUGGUGCUGUAAGUGGAAAGGUAAAUUGCUUUUAUAAAGUAGGCUAACUGUGGCUUAGGAAAAUCCUCCUAAACCAAAAUGAAUAUAUUUGCUCUUCAUUAAUGCCUGAAUAAUAAAGCAUAAAUACCUUUUUUACUUUUUUUACAUGGUUUUUUCACUUACAGUAUGAAAUCCACUUCUUACGCUGGAGGCUUUAGUGCUUUAAAACACUUAAUGGGCAUUUCAUGGAAAACAAUCUGUGAAAUAAUGACAGGGCAAAUGGUUGGAGUUAAUGUAAAAAUAGAAGCUGCCCAGUUUUCCACUUGUCUCUGCCUUAACUGAUGUCGGGUGUGUUUAAUCCCCUGUAAUGUUCUUGUUUUAAGCACGUACAAAUGAUUAAGAGGAACACUCCUUGGUCACUGUGGCCAAACAGGCUGGGGCUCUGAGUGUUUGUUAGCUUUUUCACCCUGCAGAAUGAUGGUCGAUAGAACUGUGCUGUAUCCAGAGCGCUAAAGGAGAACGCAAGCUCGAGCUGUCGCCAUGACGAGCAGCAUUCCAACGCCGGCUGACACGGUGACCCAGGGAUCCGUGGCUUUUUGCACGCUGUGCCUUAGCAACUAUCCUCUGGCCGCAACAAGCAAACUGCAUGCGUGCGACUGUGUCUUCUGCACUUCGUGUUUGCAGCAGUAUGUGCAGCUGACAGUUCGAGAGGGUGGGGGUGCCCCUAUCACCUGUCCUGCCAUGCCAUGCCUGAAGAACGGAAUUCUGCUGGACUCAGAGAUCACAGACUUUGCUCCAGAUCAAGUUCAGCUCUACCAACGGCUGAGGUUCGAACACGGAGUGCACCAUGACCCCAGUAAGGCCUGGUGCCCGGUGUUGGAGUGCCAGUCAGUGUGCACCAUCAAACCCAGCCCGGAGGGCCGGCCCAUGUCCGUGCCAUGCCCCACCUGCUGCACCGUCUUCUGCUCUCAGUGCAGGGGACCCUGGCAAGAUGGGCACAUCUGCCCAGAGCGCCAGCUGCUGACAUCAGUGACGAACCCAGAGGGCAGCGUCCUCCUCAGCAGCGACCCUGACGCGCCCGUCAAACAGUGCCCCAUGUGUCGGGUCUACAUUGAGCGGAACCAGGGCUGUGCCCAGAUGCUGUGCAAGAGCUGCAAGCACACUUUCUGCUGGUACUGCCUCCAGAACCUGGAUGGUGACAUAUUCUUGCGACACUAUGACAAGGGGCCGUGCAGGAACAAGCUUGGGCACUCCCGCGCAUCUGUCAUGUGGAACAGAACACAGGUAGUGGGCAUCCUGGUGGGCGUCAGUGUCAUCGUGCUGGUGACCUCCCCUCUGCUCCUCCUGGCCUCACCCUGCAUCAUGUGCUGCGUUUGCAAGCCCUGCCAAGGAAGCAAGAAGAAGAAGAAAAAGAAUGAGCUCAGUCAACCUGAUUCCACUGUAUAGAAGUGUACACAUCCACCACCCUGCACUCUCACACCUGGUCCUCCUCCAAGCCCGUGCGCUAAUUUUCUACAAUUUAUAAACCAGCUUUGCUGGGUGCAGAAGUGCCUUCUACAUAGUGCCUGUAUAUGAUGGUCCAGAUUUACUUUGCCUUCCAUUCUAUUAUGCAAAAAAAACCCGAAUAGCAGCACAAGAACAAGUAAAUGAAGUACUACAAAAAUGACCAACAUUAUUUCAUGUUGUGAAAGUGGGUACUGUGUUAUUAACUGGAUUGGAUUCCGGGAUAUAGAUCAUUAGGGCCAUCAGCAGUCUUGCAUUAAAAUCAUUCCUGCCUCAACUUUUCAUGAUUACAGUUGGUUUUCAAUACCAAAGGCUAAUGGUGAACAUAUGUGUGUGUGUGUAUGUGUGUCUCUGUGUGUAUGCGUGGUGUCUUAUAUUGUUCAUAGUAUUCUAUUGUAUGUCUGCAUCAUAUAUUUUGUAACUUCCUUAUGAAUUAAAUAAAUGCCAAGUAUUGACACAA